Molecule: messenger RNA, 3210 nt
Organism: Peromyscus maniculatus bairdii (prairie deer mouse)
Lineage: Eukaryota; Metazoa; Chordata; Mammalia; Rodentia; Cricetidae
Gene: Drc5
Product: dynein regulatory complex subunit 5
Biological process (GO): microtubule-based movement
Molecular function (GO): protein binding
Source: RefSeq, a predicted model, not a curated record
ACCUUGGAGGGGGGAGGUUGUGGAGGAGGAGCCAGCCAACGCCCAGGGCGGAGGGCUCACGGCCCCGCCCCCUGGCGACUCAGGCGUCCCUAACGACCAACUGCGCCAACCGCAGGUGAGAGCAAUCUCCUGGGUCCCCGGAGCAGAGUCCCAGGGAAGAAGGUGACACUCAAUACCACCUCAGGGCAGCCUGGCGACAGCCAGCCAGACUAAGGCCAACCAGUGAAUGAUAGUCAGGGACAAGUCUCAGAGACCUGGCACCCACUGGAUGACACAGCUCAGCACACUAGAGGUCUAUAUAGGAAGACAUUAUUAUCCCAUUUUACAGACAAGGGAAGGGAAGAAAUUGAAGUCCAGCCACGACCCCCCAUCCCGCAUCCUGCCUGCACCGACGGUCUUCCAGUUUAAGAAGUUUCCUGUUGCAAGUUGCUAAAGGGCUUCCUGCCCUUGCCCCUCGCCCGCAGCCAGCAUGCAGGACAUCCCAGCAACAUCGCCCGGCCCUGGGUCUCGCAGCCAAUCGGCGUUCAACAUCCAGCGCCAGGCGUCUGCCGUGAGUGGUGCCAGCUCAGGGCCUCCACCCAUGAAGACUGGCCCAAGCCCUGCCCCAGCCCACCUGAAGCCCAAGCCCCCAAAUAUCCGGCGCAUGCGCCGGAUCAUCUCUGAGGACGCAGAGUGGACACUGGCCAUUGUACCACUCCUUACAGAACUCUGCAUUCAACACAUCGUCAAGAACUUCCAGAACAACCCUAUCCUGAAGCAGCUGCUCCCAGAGCACCAGCAGAAGGUCCUGAGCCACCUGCCCCCUGACCUGCCGCUGACGGUGACUGCCAACCUGAUCGAAGAUGAGAGGUACUGGCACCGCUGCUGCGUCAAGCGCUGGCCUGUGUGCCACGUGGCCAAGCACGGUGGCAGCUGGAAGCGAAUGUUCUUCGAGAGACACCUGGAGAGCCUGCUGAAGCUCUUCAUCCCGGGGACCACGGACCCCAGUGUGAUCCUGGACCUGCUGCCCCUCUGCAAGAACUACGUGCGCCGAAUCCAAGUGGACCAGUUCCUGCCGCCCGUGCGGCUGCCAGCCCCGCCCCAUCCUGACGACCAGUCCGACUCCGGCAGUGAGGGAGAGGGGAACGAGCCUGAGAAGGACCACUACCAGCUGGAGGAGCUGGUGGCUGGCCUCAAGCACCUGGAGGAGCUGGACCUGGUGUACGGGGUCAAAGACUGCGGCAUGAACUUCGAGUGGAACCUCUUCCUCUUCACCUUUCGAGACUGCCAGUCUCUGGCGACCACCAUCAAAGCUUGCCACACCCUCAAGAUCUUCAGGCUGACCCGAAGUAAGGUGGACGACGACAAGGCGCGCAUCCUGAUCCGAAGCCUGCUGGACCACCCGGCCCUCGAGGAGCUGGACCUGUCCCACAACCUCAUUGGAGACCGUGGUGCUCGAGCGGCCGCCAAGCUGCUGAGCCACAGCCGCCUGAGGGUGCUCAACCUGGCCAACAACCAAGUGAGGGCGCCCGGGGCACAGUCGCUGGCCCACGCCCUGGCCCACAACACCAACCUCGUCUCCCUCAACCUCCGCCUCAACUGCAUCGAGGAUGAGGGCGGCCAAGCCAUUGCCCACGCCCUGGAGACCAACAAGUGCCUCACCACCCUGCACCUCGGUGGCAACGAGCUGUCCGAGCCCACGGCCACACUCCUAUCCCAGGUGCUCCCGGUCAACACCACACUCAUCAGCCUCAACCUCUCCUGCAACCAUAUUGGGCUGGAUGGUGGGAAGCAGCUCCUGGACGGCAUGUCGGACAACAAGACCAUUCUGGAGUUUGACUUGCGUCUGUCAGAUGUAUCCCAGGAGAGUGAGUACCUCAUUGGCCAGGCUCUGCAUGCCAACCGAGAGGCCACCCGCCAGCGGACCCUGAAUCCCGGCCACUUCAUGUCACCCGUCACUAACAACUGCCCUGAGAAUUCAGUAGGCUAAGACAGGGGCAGGCUAAAACAGUGAUCUGAUGGGUCACUGUGGCAGCCACACCUUCAUUUCACACCCUUCCUGUGCCUGUCCCUGGUUCUGAGGAAGAAGGGAGAAGAGGAGAUCUCGAACCUCCUCAGAGUGAGUUUAUAUGCAUGAAGAUGCUGAAGGGGGCCUAAGGAUGAAGAGCUGGUAAGCUAACUCCUGGACCUGAAAAUGGCCAUUUCUAGACCUGUAUAAAUGGUCAGCUUCCAGGAACAGGAAGGCGAAGGACACUAGAGUGUCCCUGCCCAAACUCUUCAUGAGCACCAUCUUGAUUCACCCCACCCCUUCCCCUUUCUACUAAGCAGACCCCGGAGCUCUGAUCUACACACACACACACACACACACCAAAGCUCUGCUGGUCUCUCUGCUCUCCCACCCUGCCUGUCAUGACCUCGGUGUGCUCCACGUCUGCACAUUGUACCAUCACUAAUUCUCAAGCUGGGAAGGAGUACCAAGGGGUUCAGACACAGAGACCUCCUGCCAAGGGCAGGGAAUGAGUGUCACUCCGAGGAGGGGCGUCGGUGAGUCGUCCACACUUUUAUUGUCCACCAGUGUGAUUUGUACAAUCUUUGCGCUUGGAAUUCCAUGACAAAAAGGCCACAGUGUGAUGCACCCAAUUUGACAGAGAUCUGUCUUCUCCCGAGCCAGGCCCAGCCCACCCCACAAGCCCUUAUCCUCAGGACAUACAGUCUUCCUGGUACCCUCCAUGAGUCCCUGUCACUCUGUGACUGCCCACCCUGGGGCUACACCCAUAGGAAUCCCAUCAGCCUACGGAUCCACGAGAGGACCUGACUGACCAAUUCAGGCCCAGCCCCUUGUCUCCCAACUCUUCUUGAGCUGAGUGGCCCAGAGCCCACCUAUCCAAAAGAUGGGAGACUGAACCGCAGCUGCCGUCCAGGAGGGCCUGCACUCCAGGGACUCUUUGCAACAAGCAGGCGCUGAGCAGAGCACCAGAGGAGGCCUGGGAGUGACUAUGUGUGUGCCUGUCCGGGCAACCUAGAGACAUCUGUACCUGACACCCUCUGACAGUUCCAGAGUGCAAACAUGUAGGUGUGAGGGUGUGUGUGUGUCUGUGUGUAGCCACAGCUGCUAGCAGAAGUUCUAAUUAGAGAAACAAGAACAUUCAGUGUAAAGUUUAAUUUUAGAGAUUAAUUAAUUUUCUGGUUUUCAUUUUCCCUGGCAAUCAAUAAAGCUACCAAGAAAAGAGA